Lucilia cuprina (Australian sheep blowfly) is the source of this 1980-nucleotide messenger RNA. RefSeq names its product kazrin (gene Liprin-gamma). Gene Ontology annotation, molecular function: protein binding. The transcript has 7 exons. The coding region runs from base 1 to 1959 and encodes 652 amino acids. NCBI's taxonomy places the organism in Eukaryota, Metazoa, Arthropoda, Insecta, Diptera, Calliphoridae. The record is from RefSeq and is a predicted model, not a curated record.
AUGUAUAAGAGUGAUUCUCCCACAAAAUUACGCGAAGAAAACGAACGACUAAACACCGAAAUACACCGUCUACGAAAAUUGCUAGAAAACUCUCCCGAAGGUGCGGUGGGUGGCAUAGAUCUUUCCGAUUCAAAUAGCUGUGGCGAUGGACAAUCUACAGAUGGCAGUGGUUCUAAUACUCAACAGAGGAUUGAUCGUUUGGAACAGGAAUUACGUUCGGCUAAAAAUCAAUUGAUGUCGCUGCGUAUCGAAAGAAAAAAACUGAGAAGUGAUAAGAAUGAAUUAGUGGGACAAGUAAAACAGUUGUGCGUCUCACUGCAGGAAAAAGAACAAGAACUAAGAGACUUCAUACGUAACUAUCAGGAUCGAGUAAGAGAAUCGGAAAGCAACAAUGCAAAACUAACGGGUGAUCGUGAGCGUGAAAGGUGGCAGCUAUUGAAACAGGCCCGAGAUGAAGCUGAACGAUCAUUGGCUUUGGCUCAACAAUUGAGCGCAAGAGAUUUACAGCUACAAAAAUUGCAAGAACAAUUACAGAGACAAAUGUCAGGAUGUAUGUCGGAUCAAGAAAGUCUUCUGUCGUUUGCUCCGCUCACACCUCCUUCGGCAGCAUCAGGUUUACUAAAUCAAAUGCCAUCGAGCAGUGCCGGAGUGGUGAAUUAUCGUAACGAUGAUAGUGGGCGAGGUAAUUCAAAUUCUCUAUCGGCCUUUAGUAAUAGUUCGGGUAACACGGCGGGCGAUCGUAAUUCAUGUUCAAAUGAUUCAGUAUUGAGAAAUAACAGUGAUCGUGAAAGCACCGGUGGCGACAUUAACUUUAGUGAUGGUAUAUCCGAUAACGGUCCCUGCAUUACAGUCGAUCCGGACAGUAUAUCAUUGGUCUCUAGUCAAAAUAUGUAUCAGUAUGGUACCCCUAAAGAGAGGAGUCCUACGUUAUCUCCUUUAAAUUCAGCUGCAUACUCCAGAUCUGUGGAACAACUGGGCUCUCCUGUUGAUUCUGAUGGCCCAGGAGCUGUUGCUAGAAAGUUUGCUCCUAAAUCUAGCGGUGCUGCCUUAGGUGCACGCAAUGGCCGCGGUGGUACUUGGGGUAGUAUAUCGAGAGUUUUUGCUCGAUCCAGAAAUAAAAAUAAAGCCCUUUCAGCAGAUGGAGCCACCGAAUAUAAUGAUUAUUCCUGGAGCCCUCUUUCCGAAGAGGGUUAUGCCGAAAAGUUACGCCUAUUGCGUGAAGCCUCUCAAAUACCUAUGGAAAGAUGGCGUGCCUCACAAGUUUUAGCCUGGCUGGAAGUUGCGCUGGGAAUGCCACAAUACAGCACUCGCUGUUCGGAAAACGUUAAAAGCGGUAAAGUUUUAUUGGAAUUAAAUGACAUAGAGCUUGAAGCUGGUCUUGGUUUAGCCCACCCUAUGCAUCGUAAAAAGUUACGCUUAGCCAUUGAGGAGCAAAGAAGACCGGAAAUGGUACGUUAUCCCAUGAUAACACAAUUGGGACACACUUGGGUGGCUUCCGAAUGGUUGCCCGACAUAGGUUUGCCUCAAUAUGCAGAAUCAUUUUUGCAUUCACUCGUCGACGCACGUAUGUUAGAUACACUCUCGAAAAAGGAACUGGAGAAAUUUUUGGGGGUGACGAGAAAAUUCCAUCAAGCCAGCAUUGUACAUGGCAUUCACGUCUUACGUAUUGUUAAAUAUGAUCGACAAACUUUGGCUAUGCGUCGCGUACAAUCGGAAAAUGUUGACACAGAUCCUAUUGUGUGGACCAAUCAACGUUUUAUACGCUGGGCUCGUUCCAUUGAUUUGGCCGAAUACGCUGAUAAUCUUAAAGAUAGCGGUGUUCAUGGUGGAUUAGUUGUUUUAGAACCAUCAUUUUCGGGCGAUACAAUGGCAACAGCACUGGGUAUACCACCCUCGAAAAAUAUAAUACGACGACAUUUAUCAACGGAAUUUGAUGCAUUGAUACUACCCGCCAGGUAAAUUAUAGUUUAUGAAAAUAUU